Ziziphus jujuba (common jujube) is the source of this 2623-nucleotide messenger RNA. RefSeq names its product phosphatidylinositol/phosphatidylcholine transfer protein SFH9. The transcript has 16 exons. The coding region runs from base 446 to 2248 and encodes 600 amino acids. The record is from RefSeq and is a predicted model, not a curated record. NCBI's taxonomy places the organism in Eukaryota, Viridiplantae, Streptophyta, Magnoliopsida, Rosales, Rhamnaceae.
UCCUUCUAACGCUUUUGAUAACAACGUGCCUUUUCUCUAUCCGUAACUCCUUCCCUCUUCUCUUUUCUCUCUCUGCAACGUUCGCUCUGUUCCCUCUGAAGAUUUGUUUUAGAGAGAGAGAGAGAGAGAGAGAGAGAGAGAGAGAGAGAGGGAGAUAAAACAAUGCCAUCUUAAUCAGAAAGCAACAACCCAUUCGCUUAUUCAUCUUUUCUUUCUCUUUUGCCUCUUAAUUUUCAGGUAUAACAGAGAGAGAGAAAAGAGAGGGAACAGAGGAAUAUAUAUAAUACAUUUUCUUUUUUUAAUUCAUGAAAUUCUGAAUCUGGCGGGUUUAAUUGCGCUAAUGUGGUUGGUUGCUAGUCAUUUUGGAUCCAACCGAGAUCGAUUGCUGAUCAGAGCUGAAUGAAUGAUGUAAUCUGCGCUCAAUCCGUAAAGCGCAUUAGACACAAUGCCAGAAGUAGUUUUAGUCCAAGAAGAUGAAAAGUCAAGAAAUUUCGAUAUGGAAACGUCUGAGGACGAGAGGAGAAGGUCUCGGGGCAGAUCUCUGAAGAAAAAGACCAUGAACGCUUCCAUGAAAUUCACCAAUACUCUUAGAAAGCGUGGUAAACGGGUUGCCAAUUGUCGAUAUGCUUCCAUUUCCAUUGAAGAUGUUCGUGAUGCAGAGGAGGAAGAAGCGGUCAAUACAUUUCGCGAGGCAUUGCUUGCUAACAAUCUGCUUCCAGAUCGAUUCGAUGAUUAUCAUACCAUGCUGAGAUUUUUGAAGGCUAGGAAGUUUGAUAUUGAUAAAACUGUCCAUAUGUGGUCAGAAAUGCUAAACUGGAGGAGAGAGUAUGGAGUAGAUUCAAUUGUAAAGGAUUUUGUAUACAAUGAGUAUGAAGAAGUUCAGCGUUUUUAUCCUCAUGGUUAUCAUGGUGUAGACAAGGAAGGACGGCCUGUUUAUAUUGAAAGACUUGGCAAAAUUGAACCUACUAAGCUGAUGAAUGUCACCACAGUGGAUCGUUUUUUGAAAUAUCAUGUCCAGGGCUUUGAGAAGGCUUUUGCUGAGAAGUUUCCUGCAUGUUCCGUUGCCGCAAAAAGGCAUAUAGAUUCAACAACAACCAUACUAGAUGUCCAGGGACUGAACUGGGUGAGCUUUGGUAAGGUUGCACAUGAUCUUGUUAUACGCAUGCAGAAAAUAGAUGGUGAUAAUUAUCCUGAGACAUUAAAUCAGAUGUUCAUAGUCAAUGCUGGCAAUGGAUUUAAACUGUUAUGGAACACAGCAAAAGGCUUUCUUGACCCAAGAACAACUGCAAAGAUACAUGUUUUAGGCAACAGAUAUCGAAACAAGUUGUUGGAGGUUGUAGACGCAAGCCAACUUCCAGAUUUUCUUGGAGGAACUUGCUUGUGUCCAAAUGAAGGCGGAUGUCUUAGGUCUAACAAGGGACCUUGGAAUGAUCCUGACGUAAUGAAACUGGUACACAUUAGAGAAUCAAUGUAUAUGAGGAAAGUUAAGGAUUCACCUGACAAUGACAGUCUAGGAGUCAAAUUGUUGCGGUCCAAGUCUAAGGUUUCAACCAGUGAAAUACUAUCUAGUAACAUAUCUGGAUCAGAAAUGAGGUCUAGUGCCCAUGGCUCCACACAGCCUUUGUCUAUUUCUGACAGAGAAAGGAUAAGUGACACCAAAUCUAUCUGCGGUUUGACUGUACCAGGCAUUACUGCUGGAAGAACUGAAACUGCUAGUUCAAGUUCGACAAAUGAUUUGAUUGUUAAUGUUUCUCCAAGAAGGCCACUGAAGAAUUUCAUUCCCCAAGCAACAAGUUUAAUGGUUCACUUCAUACUCAAAAUAUUAGCUUGUAUAUAUGCUGUAUUCCCAAGGUUUGGGAGAAUUUUUGCAGUUCAACGUCAAGAGAACCAGUUAGAGGACGCAAACAAGCCAAUGUUUGUAGAUUCUGGUUCUCAGGAACAGGGCAUUUCACAAGCGAUAGAAGUGGAUCCACUCUGGCAGAGGCUGCAGCAACUAGAAAGUGUAGUUACUGAUCUGGUUAACAAACCUACACGAAUACCUCCUGAGAAGGAGAUUAUGCUUCAUGAAUCUCUGAGUCGUAUAAAAUGUAUAGAGUAUGACUUACAAAAGACCAAAAAGGCACUGCUUGCCACUGCAUCAAAACAAGUGGAACUUGCUGAGUCACUUGAAAGUCUAAAGGAGAACACCUUGAAUGGAACAAACACUUGUUGGCCGAGACAUUGCAGAUCCCAUCCCCCGGGAAGAUGAGUACAAUUGUUCUGACAUAGAAGCUUUUAGAAAUUGCCUUUCACCAUGCCCGUUUCUGAAACCACUCAUCCAUUUGAACAGAGUUGUCUUCUGGGUUUCUCUGGAUGGCAGCUGAAACAUAGUUCUUCACAAAGAAAACAAACCAAUAUUAUUUACAGUGAUUUCCUUUUGCUUAAUAUCGGCAUUGAGUGUAAGGAAAAUGUGUAUAAUUUUUUACUUGUGUGUAAAUACAAUCAAAUCUUUCUUCUUCUUUUUUCUUUUUUUUUUUUUUUUUUUUUCUCUUUUCUUUUUGUAUUUUUUUGAUCGGAUAUAGGUACUAUACAUGGAAUGCACUUCAAUACCAAUUUAGAAAGUUUAUAAAAACAGAAUUUCAUG